UGGUGAUGGGUUGUCCGGCCGAAUUGGUUGAAAUAAAAUAGUUUGAGCAAAAAUGAGGCCCGAGUCGAGUGGAGGAGAAAGAGCUACAGUGACUCGCUAGUCCCAAAGAAGCCUAGCGCUGGUUCCCCCUGACCAACGCUCAAACAAUCCAGAAAAUAAUAAGGGGCGUGUUGUUCCUAACUACUGCUGUUGCUUCUCUCUAUCUCCUGUGUCUGCUUCUGCUCCCUCUUCGAUCCCCCCCCCAGCUGCUGUUCCCGCUCAUCUUUUCCCGGCUGUUGUCGUUCUCCUUCACUCUUUGAUUCUCCUCUUUACUACACCUCUCUCUGUGUUGUUCUUGAUCUGCUGUUGUUGUCUUCCUCCUCGCUCUUAUUAUGGCUUCACCACAAUCCCCAGCUUCUCCACAGAACACCGUCUUCCCCAGAAGCCAUGUUGGUUUUGAUAGUAUCACCUCGCAGAUCGAGCGGAAACUACUGAAGCGUGGCUUUCAAUUCAACGUCAUCUGCGUUGGCCAAACCGGACUGGGCAAAUCGACCUUGAUCAAUACCAUCUUCGCCUCCCACCUGAUCGAUUCCAAGGGUCGCUUGAGACCAGAUGAGCCUGUGCGUUCAACCACCGAAAUUCAAGCUGUCUCCCAUAUAAUUGAAGAGAACGGCGUGCGUCUACGAUUGAACAUUGUCGACACCCCCGGCUAUGGGGACCAGGUCAACAAUGAUAGAUGCUGGGACCCAAUUGUCAAGUAUAUCAAGGAUCAGCACUCCGCCUAUCUCAGAAAGGAGCUUACUGCUCAGCGUGAGCGCUAUAUUCAGGAUACACGUAUCCAUUGCUGCCUCUUCUUUAUCCAGCCCUCUGGACAUGCCCUGAAACCAAUUGAUAUCGUCGUCCUGAAGAAACUUUCCGAUGUUGUCAAUGUUGUGCCUGUCAUUGCCAAAUCCGACUCUUUGACCCUAGAAGAGCGAUUGGCUUUCAAGGAGAGAAUCAAGGAGGAGUUUGCCUUCCACAAUCUCAAGAUGUACCCCUAUGAUAACGAUGAAUUGGAUGACGAGGAGCGAGCUGUUAACGCUCAAAUCAAGGACAUCAUCCCUUUCGCGGUUGUCGGAAGCGAAAAAUCCAUCAUCGUCGGUGGUAAGCAAGUCCGCGGCCGCCAGAACCGCUGGGGCGUGAUAAACGUCGAAGACGAGAACCAUUGCGAAUUUGUCUACCUCCGCAAUUUCCUCACGCGCACCCACCUCCAGGACCUAAUCGAGACCACCAGCCAGAUCCACUACGAGACCUUCCGCGCGAAACAGCUGCUGGCAUUGAAGGAGAGCAGCGCCACGGCGCAUUCAGGUGGCAGCCGACCCAUUAGCCCCUCCGCAGACCGGGAAUUGAGCAGGAACUCUCAAAGAAUGACCAUGAACGGCUAUAACUAAAGCCUUUUCAAUGGCGAUUAUUGCCCAGGUAGCCACCUAACUCAGCCUUUUGUCGGAGGAAUUUCUAUUACCCACCUUGUAUCACCUUCCUCGUUGGAUGCAAGUACUCGUUGACUACACCCGAGCGACGAGCAAUUGGGCCUUUUCUAGAACCCAAGCACGCAACUUCUCCUUUUCUUCUUCCAUCUCCAGGCCAUACUUUUACCGCAAGUCUCCUUACCGAUAUCCCUUUAUAACUCUUUUCUUAUGUGUGUGUAUUCAUUUCAUUUCCUUCCUUUUCCUCUGCCUUUUCCACUUUAUUCCGCUUUACUUUUUGUCACUUGCCCUCGCUGGAGCUACUCCACCUCUCUUCUUUUCCCCCGGCUCUGGCGAUGACUGUGCUUUGGUCCGACACAUUUUUCCUUAACCAAUUUUUGCUCGUAAUAUUUUUACAGAAGAGUAGAAGGAAAGACGGAACGGAAGGAGCCCGAGCUAGCGACACAAAAUAUAUGGCGAGCAAAGUUUCAAUUUUCCCCGUAAUGUCCUUCAGCAAGUCUUACUUAUUUAUUAUAUCCUUAAUUAUUUCACUGGAUUGUUUUUAACACGCCCUUCAUUUUCUUCUUUUUCCUCCUCUAACGUUUCCUUCAGCUCUUUUUCACUUUUUCUUUCCAGUUUGCUUUCCUACCAUCCGCCAUCAAUAGCUAUGUUUGUUUUGUUCUAUCUUUUUUUCCCUGUUUUUAUUCGUUUUUCUGUAGGUGUAAAAUGAGAAACAAACUAAAAGGUAACCCUGCCAAGCGCACUCACUCUCUCUAGUGAGUGCACCCUGUAAUAUCACUGUGCAACUGUAAUGAUGGAGAUGUUCUUAGAGUAGUUGGUUGUUAUUAUGAGAAGCUAGCUGCUACGUGGCCUUUUAUAGGGAGCUUGCGAUCGCCGAUCAGCAAGCGUGAGGCGGAAGCAGUUGGCCUGCAAGGGAGGCAAUUCAACAUCCCCCUUAGCCACCACUCUGAGUCUCUGCCUGAGUAGACAUUUGCAAUCCAGCAGAGCAGCUGUAUAACUAGGAAAUGAGAUCUACAUACAAGAUUAAGAGUGUCAUCUGCUGACAAUUUCACAGAAGACUGACAAGAAUUAGAAGAUAAGAUAGA
This is a messenger RNA of Blastomyces gilchristii SLH14081, 2530 nucleotides long. RefSeq names its product septin like spn2. Gene Ontology annotation, cellular component: septin ring; microtubule cytoskeleton; septin complex. Gene Ontology annotation, molecular function: molecular adaptor activity; GTPase activity; GTP binding. NCBI's taxonomy places the organism in Eukaryota, Fungi, Ascomycota, Eurotiomycetes, Onygenales, Ajellomycetaceae. The transcript has 6 exons. Gene Ontology annotation, biological process: cytoskeleton-dependent cytokinesis. The record is from RefSeq and is a predicted model, not a curated record. Bases 372 to 1409 code for a protein of 345 amino acids.